AACACUGUGCAGUUUAAAGUCAUCUGCGUUUCCCUGGCAACAAAGACAACAGCAGCAGUCAGUCUCACGAUGGCCUCCAUACACACAUUACAGGAGAUAUCGAGGAUGAAGAGAGAUGAAGGUAUCGAGCGACUGAGCACCUGUUUUCACUGGACGGAGUUUGAUGGUGACGACAAACGCCAGUAUUUACAUCAACAGUUUGUGUAUGACAAUGUGAUGUUUGCAGUUACGCGAGGACUGUCGUGGUCGGCAGUCGGGCAGGUGGCAAACAUCACCAAAGACCUCCUGCCCAAACUCAAAGGUUUGAAGACAUCGGAGGUCAUUUGCCUCGCCAAGGAUCAUUUAUCACUGAUAGAGCCUCGUCUCUCCACUGCCCAUCAUGCUGUUCUCCUGGACUAUAUUGUGAAAACAUAUGUUCCUCAUCAGCGGCUCUAUCAGGCAUUUUUAAACGGUGAGACGGGUCUUAGACGCAUCAGAUGUGAGCUUGAGAUUGAAUGCCCACCUCAUCCGUGGCCCCUCAGUGAGGGAACAGAUGCUGUGGAGCUGGAACAGCAGCGGGAUCUCAAAGAGCUGAGUUUGGCACAGUCCAGAAAAGAAGCAGAAAUCAAGGAACUCAAAGAGACGGCUGAAGCUCAGAUGAUGGCAGCGCUGCGGGCCAGUUUAGAAAGCCUUCCAUGUGAAGGCUGGAUGAGCAGACAGGAGGUUGAAGAAUUGCUGCGCAGUUUUCUACAGUCGCAAGGAGACAUUAUCAUGGAGGCUCUGAUGAAGGAAGUCUGUCUCACAGAGGAUCUGUUGAGCCAGAAGUCUCAACUAGUACAAAGACACCUUACAAAUCAACCGGUUUUACCUGGAAAGAACUGUGUGGUGACUCCCACAAAAUCAAAAAAGAAGAGAAGUUGAAAUACAGUUUAUAAAAUGUCUAUUUUAAGAUACUUGUGAAAAUUAAAGAUUAAUACUGUUCACUCAUGUUGACAGAAUGGAGUGAUAAAUUAGAGGAUUCACAACCACAUCCAAAAAAGUUCCUAAAAUUUUGCAGUGUCUAUAGAAAGCCAGCAGCAGCUCUGGUUUUAUUGACUGUGUUUUAUUAAUCAUAUAAACAUUUUGGCAGUGAUGAUUCACUUCUCUUAUUUAUGUGCUUAUUUCUUCAGGCCAAAAUCAAACCAAGGUUGUUUUAUACAACUUAAAGGGACAGUAGUUCAUCCAAAAAUGAAUUCUGUCAUUACUUACUCAAUUUCAACCCUGAAUGACUUUAUAACUCAAAAAUAGUGAAUUUUUCAGUUAUGAGGGAAAAAAGCCAAAAGUGUGAGAGAAACUCCUAUUCUGAGCCGAGGAGAAAAAAGAGAAUGACGAGUUGUUUUUUCCUUAUUAGAACUGUGAGAUAUAAUCUCAGAAUUGCGAGAAUAGAGUCCGAAUUUUGAAAUAUAAAAUCAAAUUUUUACCUUUUUUUAUUCUUUUAUUCCAUGGCUUCAUAGACUGCCACUUGAACCACCCACAAAAACGUCAUCACUAUUUUGGAUCUGUAAGACUAUGCCACUAUUUAACAUCAAUUUAGUUGAAUAUCGCGAAUCAGAAAAAUCAGGACUUUGGAGUGCAGAUCGUGAAUCAUUUGAUUUAGAUUGGAACUCUGGAUUGUGGAUCGCAAAUCAUUUGAUUCAGAUCAGGACUUCAGAGCGAGUUUGCGAAUCAUUUCCCAAAUUAAAUGAUUCGUGAUUCAUGAUUCGUGCGCCGAGAUUUGAAAUGAUGGUUCACGAAUCAUUAUUCAAAUCGGUACUUCGGAGUGUGGAUUGCGAAUCAUUUGAUUCAGAUCGGGACUUCAGGGUGUGGUUCGCGAAUCAUUGGAAUUAGUUCGGAACUUCGGAGUGUGGAUUGUGAAUCAUUUGAUUCAGAUUGGGACUUCAGAGCAAGUUUGCGAAUCAUUUUGCACAUUAAAGUAUUUGUGAUUCGUGCUCAGAGAUCGGAAAUGAUGGUUCAUGAAUCAUUAUUGAAAUCGGUACUUUGGAGUGUGGAUUGCGAAUCAUUUGAUUCAUAUCAGGACUUCGGAGUGUGGAUUGUGAAUCAUUUGAUUUAGAUUGAAACUUCGGAGUGUGGAUCAUGAAUCAUUUGAUUCAGAUUGGGACUUCGGAGUGUGGAUUGCGAAUCAUUUGAUUCAGAUAGUGACUUCAAAUCACAUAUCGUAAAUCAGACUUUGGAGCGGGUUCGUAAAUAAUUUGAGUUAGUUCAGAACUUUGGACCAGGUUUGCGAAUCAUUUGAUUCAGAUCUGGACUUCAGAGCGACUUUGUGAAAUCAUUUCGUGAAUUAAUUGAUUCGUGAUCCGUGCUCCGAGAUUUAAAAUGAUGGUUCAUGAAUCAUUAUUCAGAUUGGGACUUCAGAGCAUGGAUCGUAAAGCUUUUGACUUAGAACGGAAUUUCGGAGUAAGUUUACGAAUCUUGGAUCAUGAAUCAUUUGAUUCAGAUCAGGACUUUAGAGCGGGUUGGCGAAUCAUGUUUUAUCAGAGGUAAGAUUUAUUAAGAAAUGCUAUUAUGAAUUAAAAUAGUCUACAACCCAGUUCA
This is a messenger RNA of Labeo rohita (rohu), 2550 nucleotides long. It is a transcript of the gene c17h8orf74, whose product is annotated as chromosome 17 C8orf74 homolog. The transcript is spliced from 4 exons. NCBI's taxonomy places the organism in Eukaryota, Metazoa, Chordata, Actinopteri, Cypriniformes, Cyprinidae. The record is from RefSeq and is a predicted model, not a curated record. The coding region runs from base 70 to 900 and encodes 276 amino acids.